AUGGAUGAAAGCAAACCAGCAACGGCAGCCGGCAUGAAGAGGUCUGCCCCUUCCAUCCACGAAGGACCGCGCGGUUGGGACGUUACUCCACCCAUGAUGACUCCCUCGCCCUCAUCAUUCCAUCUUCCUUUUGCUCACUAUGCCCUAAUAUACCUCGACAAUGAGGGAAAGCUGCAGGUCGACGAAUCCGCAUCCAUAAAGGAGGUGAAUUUCACUGUCUUCAGCCCAGAAGUGCUCCAGGAUUUCCUGGAAAUUUUCGGCAAGCGAGAUGGGUUCCACCAGCCCGUCCGCCGCAAUAAGAUGGCUUCACUUCGUCGGGUGAAAUGUGGUAGAGGUCGUACCAACGCCUCUACCCGCAAAGAACGUCGGCUUGAGAAGUUAUACGACAGUGAAAACGCUUCUUCUCCGAGGCCAUUAGGGAUGGUCCCGCUUCGUAUCGGCGACGAGCGAAGCAUUCUCGGAUACUAUGAGGGCGCACUAAAGCACUUCCAGCAAUUCAACUGCCGUGUAGUUGCUAAGGCUUUCAUCAGAUUCAUUGAGCCGCGCAAGCAGACUAAGCCGGAAUGGUGGCCCCUGGGUGUAAUGCACAAGGAGCCUGACCAUCUGAGAAAAGAGUAUCGCAUUGAGCUUCUGAUCCACAUUGUGCGCAAACUAGGUAGCUACGGAAUCACAGCCGACAAGCUAAAGGAGGUCGCUAGCGAGACCAAGCGCAGCUUGAAGCACCCAUCGCAUGUGGAGAUUAUCUAUGAGAUCCUGCGAGUGAGAAAAUUGGAGGAGCGUUUAGAGCGCGGUGAAAUCGAUGACAACAUGGUGGUCUAUGUUAUGAAUCGAGGCCCAAGCCCAAAUGGCGAAGACAGAAUGUUGAUUGAGGGAACAUUUUCCGCACUCAAAGAGCCGGAGCACGUUGGAGGACUGUUGACGCCGGCGUCAUCGGUCGAGCAGGCGUCUGCAGCACUUACAAAACAAACUGAUACAAUGUCUUCGCUGGCAUCUAGUCACCAUCUCCUAGGCGGCGACUGCAACCCACCCUUCUCUGUCCUGGAGCCGCUCAACUUCGGGGGCCCCGGCCGGCACGAUAGCGUAUACUACACGACGCCUCACCACUACACCGAUACAUUCUUCUCGCGGGCUAUGCUCAACACUCCUUCAAGUGCAGACAUGAUAAGUUCCCUCGAUGCAUCGGUUUUCAACUACCUUACCCAAAGCCCCUUCCUGACUUCUACUCCUGAUCUUCCGCCUAUCGGGACCCGGGACCAAUAUGGCUCGUGGACGCCGACCUUCAGCCAGAAUAUCCCCAGACCUGCGGAAUGUGGUACGCCUGGCACCAGCCAAGCGCUUCCUCCGCCAGCCAUGUCGUGCCACGGGCCCUGGCCUCUCCAGCAUGGACAUGGUCAUGCGGGCAAACAUGGCUAG
Penicillium riverlandense is the source of this 1413-nucleotide messenger RNA. Its product is annotated as DUF2841 domain-containing protein. Lineage: Eukaryota; Fungi; Ascomycota; Eurotiomycetes; Eurotiales; Aspergillaceae. Bases 1 to 1413 code for a protein of 470 amino acids. The transcript is spliced from 6 exons. The record is from RefSeq and is a predicted model, not a curated record.